Molecule: messenger RNA, 381 nt
Organism: Magnolia sinica
Lineage: Eukaryota; Viridiplantae; Streptophyta; Magnoliopsida; Magnoliales; Magnoliaceae
Exons: 2
Coding region: 1-381 (126 amino acids)
Source: RefSeq, a predicted model, not a curated record
AUGGAUGAGGAACUUGAGGCUCUUCAUAAAAAUCAGACUUGGCAACUUGUUCCUCGCACUUCUAACAUGCAUGUUAUUGGUUCUAAAUGGGUGCUCAAGCCAAAACUCAAACCAGAUGGCUCACUAGAUCGUCUCAAAGCUCGAGUUGUAGUAAAGGGGUAUCAUCAAGUUGAUGGGUUGGACUACACCGAGACCUUUUCUCCAGUAAUCAAACCUGAAACUAUCUAUGAUAUACUUCUCACAGGAUCCUCUACUGCUCUUGUUACAACCUUCAUUCAGCUUCUGAGUUUUGAAUUUGCGAUGAAGGACUUAGGACCAGUUCAUCACUUUCUUGGGAUCGAGAUCCCUCAAACACCUGCUGGCCUCCACCUGUCCCAGUGA